Molecule: messenger RNA, 10486 nt
Organism: Elgaria multicarinata webbii
Lineage: Eukaryota; Metazoa; Chordata; Lepidosauria; Squamata; Anguidae
Gene: PLXNA1
Product: plexin A1
Exons: 32
Coding region: 378-6125 (1915 amino acids)
Biological process (GO): regulation of cell shape; positive regulation of axonogenesis; semaphorin-plexin signaling pathway involved in axon guidance
Cellular component (GO): semaphorin receptor complex; plasma membrane
Molecular function (GO): semaphorin receptor activity; protein binding
Source: RefSeq, a predicted model, not a curated record
AAUGUGUGUCUCAGUCCGCCUCCCUGGGAAGUCAGAUCGAGGCUGGAGUUCCAUUGGAACCCUGCGCUGCAUUCCAUUCAUGCUGGGCAGCGGCGGCAACAGCAGCGGCAGCAGCAGCAAGAGAAAAGCGAGCGAGGCGCGGAGCCCUGAGUUGCAACGGGGGGUCUAUUCGGUGUGGAAUGUAAUUAUGGCAGGCACAUCCGAAGCAAGCUCCGAUUCAAGCUGGCUGAGGAGGAUGCCAGCACCCAUGAUGUCCUGAAUGUGGAGACGGGUGGAAGAAGAAGAGACGUUAGUCCACAGGAAACACCCUCCCCCUCUUCCUUGCUUCCUCUAUUGUCUUUGGUUUGCUUCUAUUUAUUUCGUGGUUAGGUUAAUGCAUGGGCAUUCCUGGAUGUGACUCUUCCACCAUGUGGCUCCUGAGGCUAAAGCACCAUCUGUCAGUCAACAUCUGGACCCUGCUGCUUCUGAGCAAUGCUUGGCUGCCAUUGGCAGAAGGCACUCCCAAGUCCCCCUCUCCGUUUAGGACUUUCCAGGUCACAGACUGGAGUUUGACACACUUAGUGGUCCACAACAAAACUGGGGAAGUGUAUGUGGGUGCCAUUAACCGGAUCUAUAAGCUUGCAAACAAUCUGACACUGAUGCGCACUCAUGUGACGGGGCCAGUGGAUGACAAUGAGAAGUGCUACCCACCGCCUAGUGUGCAGUCUUGCCCACAUGGGCUAGUCAGCACCAACAACGUUAACAAAUUGCUGCUGGUGGAUUAUUCUGGGAACCGCCUGAUAGCCUGUGGCAGUGCUUCUCAGGGCAUCUGCCAGUUCCUGCGCUUAGAUGAUCUCUUCAAGUUGGGUGAGCCCCACCACCGCAAGGAGCACUACCUCUCCAGCGUCAAUGAAUCUGGAACUAUGUCGGGUGUCAUCAUUGAGGUAAAGAAUGAGCAAAACAAGCUCUUCAUUGGAACACCCAUUGAUGGCAAGUCUGAGUAUUUCCCUACACUUUCCAGCCGCAAGCUGAUGGACAGUGAAGAGAAUGCAGAGAUGUUUGGCUUUGUUUACCAGGAUGAGUUCGUCUCUUCCCAGCUCAAGAUCCCAUCAGAUACACUUUCCAAAUUCCCUACAUUUGAUAUCUACUACAUUUACAGCUUCAGCAGUGAGCAAUUUGUCUACUACCUGACCUUGCAACUGGACACCCAGCUUACCUCACCUGAUUCUACUGGGGAGCAAUUUUUCACCUCCAAGGUUGUCCGGCUGUGUGUAGAUGACCCCAAGUUCUACUCGUAUGUGGAAUUCCCCAUUGGUUGUGUUCGAGAUGGCAUUGAAUACCGUCUGAUUCAGGAUGCUUACCUCAGUAAGCCUGGAAAAGCACUGGCCAAGCAGCUGGGCAUCUCAGAGCAGGAGGAUAUCCUCUUCACAGUCUUCUCUCAGGGGCAGAAGAACAGGGUCAAGCCACCAAAGGAGUCUGUCCUUUGCCUCUUCACACUGAAGAAGAUCAAAGACAAGAUCAAGGAGCGCAUCCAGUCUUGCUACCGAGGAGAGGGGAAGCUUUCUCUGCCCUGGCUUUUGAACAAGGAAUUGGGUUGCAUAAACUCACCCCUGCAAAUCGAUGACAAUUUCUGCGGGCAGGAUUUUAACCAGCCGUUGGGUGGAACGGUCACCAUCGAAGGCGUGGCACUUUUUGUGGAUAAGGAGGAUGGCAUGACAUCAGUGGCUGCUUAUGACUACCGUGGGCACACCGUGGUCUUCGCUGGCACACGAAGUGGAAAGAUAAAAAAGAUUCUUGUGGACCCUGCCAAUCCCAUUGGACGUUCAGCGUUGCAGUAUGAGAAUGUCGUUGCCCAUGAAGGCAGCUCCAUCCUACGGGACUUAGUGCUCAGUCCUGAUCUCCAGUACCUCUAUGCCAUGACUGAGAAACAGGUGACUCGUGUGCCAGUGGAGAGCUGUGAGCAAUAUACAACUUGUGCACUAUGUCUGGGGUCCAGGGAUCCUCACUGUGGCUGGUGCGUCCUACACAACAUCUGCUCACGGAAGGACCGGUGUGAACGAGCUGAUGAGCUUCAGCGCUUUGCCUCAGAUCUACGCCAGUGUGUUCAGCUCACUGUCCAGCCCAAAAAUAUAUCAGUCACCAAGUCAGAAGUCGAGCUGGUACUGCAGGCCUGGAAUGUCCCUGAUCUCUCUGCUGGUGUGAACUGCUCAUUUGAAGAUUUUACAGAGUCUGAAAGUCGCAUUGAAGAUGGUAGGAUCUACUGUAGCUCUCCUUCUACAAAAGAUGUCAUCCCUAUUACUAGGGGACGAGGUGAUAAACGAGUGGUAAAGCUCUACCUCAAAUCCAAGGAGACUGGGAAGAAGUUUGCUGCUGUGGAUUUUGUCUUUUACAACUGUAGUGUUCACCAAUCCUGCCUGUCCUGUGUAAAUGGGUCCUUCCCUUGCCACUGGUGUAAAUAUCGCCAUAUUUGUACUCACAAUGCGGCUGACUGUUCCUUCCUGGAGGGACGUGUCAAAAUGUCUGAGGACUGCCCACAGAUCCUUCCAUCCACCCAGAUAUAUAUCCCUGUGGGUGUGGUGAAGCCCAUCACCUUAACAGCCAAAAACCUGCCACAGCCACAGUCUGGCCAGCGCAAUUAUGAGUGCAUCUUCCAUAUCCCUGGCAACCCGACCCGUGUCACUGCCCUGCGCUUCAACAGCACCAGCAUCCAGUGCCAGAACACCUCGUAUUUCUAUGAAGGGAAUGACAUCAGUGACCUCCCAGUGAACCUUUCUGUGGUGUGGAAUGGAAACUUCAUCAUCGACAAUCCUCAGAACAUCCAGGCUCACCUAUACAAGUGCUCAGCUCUGCGUGAAAGCUGUGGCUUGUGCCUCAAAGCAGACCCACGCUUCGAGUGUGGCUGGUGUGUGUCAGAAAAACGGUGUUCCCUGCGCCAACACUGCCCAGCCUCUGAGAGCAGCUGGAUGCACGCUAGCAAUGGCAAUAGCCGCUGUGCGGACCCCAAAAUUAUUAAGCUGUCCCCCGAAACUGGCCCCCGGCAGGGUGGUACCCGCUUAACCAUCAUCGGUGAGAACCUGGGCCUGAAGUUUGAGGAUGUGCGCACGGGUGUGCGGGUUGGCAAAGUGAUGUGCAUUCCCAUCGAGCGCGAAUAUAUCAGUGCUGAGCAGAUCGUCUGUGAGAUUGGAGAAGCCAGCCCUAGCAAAAUCCAGGAUGCCCCUGUGGAAGUUUGUGUCAGGGACUGUUCCCCCAGCUACAAGGCCAUAGCCCCCAAAAGCUUCACUUUUGUGGCUCCUACGUUCUCACAAGUGACACCAGCUCGUGGCCCCCUCUCUGGGGGCACCUGGAUUAGCAUAAAGGGGAAGCACCUCAAUGCCGGAAGUGACAUCACAGUGACCAUCGGAGGGAAACCAUGCGCCUUUUCAUGGAGAAAUGCUGGUGAAAUCCGGUGUAAGACACCAUCUGGUGAGAACUCAGGGGACUCGCCCAUCUUCAUUCAUAUAAACCGGGCUAUACUUAGCAGUCCUGAGGUGACCUAUUACUAUACUGAUGACCCCACCAUUCAGAAGAUCGAGCCAGAGUGGAGCAUCAACAGUGGUGGGACACUGUUGACUGUGACAGGCACCAACUUGGCCACUAUCAAGGAACCCAGGAUCCGAUCCAAGUAUGGCAGUGCUGAGAGGGAAAACAAUUGCACGGUCUACAACGAUACCACCAUGGUGUGCUAUGCCCCCUCCAUUGACAAUCCAGUACGGAGUCCUCCGGAGCUUGGUGAUCGCCCAGAUGAGAUUGGUUUUGUUAUGGAUAAUGUCCAGGCCUUGCUGAUCAUCAACAGAACCAACUUCGUCUAUUACCCAGAUCCUGUGUUUGAGUCUCUCCCUUCCGGCAUGCUGGAGCUCAAGCCAAGCUCCCCACUCAUCCUCAAGGGCCGCAACCUGCUCCCUCCAGCACCUGGCAAUUUCCGGCUGAACUACACUGUGCUGAUUGGUGACACUCCCUGUGCCCUAACGGUUUCUGAGACCCAACUUCUCUGCGAGUCACCAAAUCUCACAGGGCAGCAUAAAGUGACGAUCAAGGCUGGGGGCUUUGAGUUCUCCCCGGGGACACUGCAGAUCUACUCAGACAACUUGUUGACCCUGCCAGCCAUCAUUGGCAUUGGCGGGGGUGGGGGCCUCCUCUUGCUUAUCAUCAUAAUUGUCCUCAUUGCAUACAAGCGGAAGUCCCGGGAUGCUGACCGCACCCUCAAACGCCUCCAGCUGCAGAUGGACAACUUGGAGUCUCGCGUGGCCUUGGAGUGCAAGGAAGCCUUUGCUGAGCUGCAGACUGAUAUCCAUGAGCUGACCAAUGAUUUGGAUGGAGCCGGCAUCCCCUUCUUGGAUUAUCGCACCUAUGCCAUGAGAGUCCUUUUCCCUGGGAUAGAAGACCAUCCUGUGCUGAAAGAAAUGGAGGUACAGGCAAAUGUGGAGAAAUCAUUGACCCUCUUUGGGCAGCUCUUGAACAAAAAGCACUUCCUGCUGACCUUCAUUCGUACCCUGGAGGCACAGCGCAGCUUCUCCAUGAGGGACCGGGGCAAUGUGGCCUCUUUAAUCAUGACAGCCCUGCAAGGUGAAAUGGAGUAUGCUACCGGAGUGCUCAAGCAGCUUCUCUCAGACCUGAUUGAAAAGAACUUGGAAAGCAAGAACCACCCAAAACUGCUCUUGAGGCGGACGGAGUCAGUGGCUGAAAAGAUGCUGACAAACUGGUUCACGUUCCUUCUGUACAAGUUCUUAAAGGAGUGUGCAGGUGAGCCUUUGUUCAUGCUGUACUGUGCCAUCAAACAACAGAUGGAAAAGGGACCCAUUGAUGCCAUCACUGGAGAGGCCCGCUACUCCUUAAGUGAAGACAAGCUCAUCCGUCAACAAAUUGACUACAAAAUGCUGACACUGAACUGUGUGAACCCUGAGAAUGAAAAUGCUCCUGAGAUCCCGGUUAAGGUCUUGAACUGUGACACCAUCACACAAGUAAAGGAAAAGCUUCUGGAUGCUGUGUACAAAGGAGUGCCCUACUCACAGAGACCGAAAGCAGGAGACAUGGAUCUGGUGAGCACCAUCCCCAGUGACCCCGUGCCCUUCUCUUCCAUCGGUGCAGAGUGGCGGCAGGGCAGGAUGGCUCGGAUAAUACUACAGGAUGAAGACGUAACCACAAAGAUCGACAAUGACUGGAAAAGGCUCAACACCCUAGCCCAUUACCAGGUGACAGAUGGGUCUUCUGUGGCACUGGUGCCCAAACAAAACUCCGCCUACAACAUUUCCAACUCCUCCACCUUCACCAAGUCACUCAGCAGAUACGAGAGUAUGCUCCGGACAGCCAGCAGCCCCGACAGCCUCCGUUCCCGCACCCCCAUGAUCACUCCUGACCUGGAGAGCGGCACCAAGCUAUGGCACCUGGUGAAGAAUCAUGACCACAUGGACCAACGAGAAGGGGAUCGUGGCAGCAAGAUGGUCUCGGAAAUCUACUUGACCCGCCUGCUAGCUACCAAGGGGACCUUGCAGAAGUUUGUUGAUGACCUGUUUGAGACCAUCUUCAGCACGGCCCACCGAGGGAGUGCCUUGCCUCUGGCCAUCAAGUACAUGUUUGACUUCUUGGAUGAACAAGCUGAUAAGCACCAGAUCAAUGACUACGAUGUCAGGCACACUUGGAAGAGUAACUGUCUACCUCUGCGUUUUUGGGUGAAUGUGAUUAAGAACCCCCAGUUUGUGUUUGACAUUCACAAGAACAGUAUUACUGAUGCUUGCCUAUCAGUGGUGGCUCAGACAUUCAUGGACUCCUGCUCAACUUCUGAGCACAAGCUAGGGAAAGACUCUCCCUCCAAUAAACUACUGUACGCCAAGGACAUCCCCAACUAUAAGAGCUGGGUAGAAAGAUAUUAUGCAGAUAUUGCUAAAAUGCCAGCAAUCAGCGACCAAGACAUGAGCGCCUACCUGGCGGAGCAGUCACGGUUACACCUGAGCCAGUUCAACAGUAUGAGUGCGCUGCAUGAGAUCUACUCGUACAUCACCAAGUACAAGGAUGAGAUUUUAGCUGCUUUAGAGAAGGAUGAACAGGCCCGAAGGCAACGGCUGCGGAGUAAGUUGGAGCAGGCAAUUGACACAAUGGCCCUAAGUAGCUGAAAAGGCCGAGACAGUGCUGCAGACUUCCUUAGCAGUGGAGACUGGGAGAGAGAGGGCGAGCGAGUUGCGGCAGCAAGCAAGAAUAGAUUGGGGCCUAGCGCACGAAACCGUGCCCAGAGUCUGCUGCGUCUUGGAACCCUUUACACCAAUGGAACAGCAAAAUGAAAGACAAAACUUAAAAACCACCGUUAUCAAAAACAAAUUGAAUCUGUCUGAAGACCUUUUGAAAGGAGCGACGUAGCCAAGAAUCUGAAGGACCCCAGGAGAUACGCAAGGAGGGCCUGGGGAAGGAACUCCAGCUUGACCGCCACUGCCCACUACUCCCACCCCACCCCAAGGCCUGUCCCAGAUCUGGCAGUGGAAGGUUGGGGACUGCACUAACUCCUAGGACGACGUUUUUACAUUAUGGUUUCCCUGUAGCAGGCGGGUGGGUAGGCUUAUCAUUUUUCCCCCUUCUGUACUCGUUUCCUUUCCCGCCUUGCCUGCACACCUCUGCUCUUUAUCUUCCCUUCCUUUCUCUCUCUCUGACCUUCUGCCUCUAGUGUUAACUGCUAUAUUUGCACAAUUUCCACAAACUAGAUUUUUUUUAAAAAAAAAUUAAAAGCAUAGGGAUAGGGGGAGGGGAGGUUCUAAAUUUUCAAGCAAACUUUGCAGGAUUUUUUUUUUUUUAAUGAAAGAACCAUUAUUUGGUUUGGAGUAGAAAUGGGGGGUGAGUGGGACCAAGAGAAGCAUCCCACUAAUCUUUGGUUCUUCCUACAUUUUGCCCUGUGCCAUGCUUUGUUUGAAUGUGUUUAGCACAGGCCAAAUAGAUGCUCUUGUUUUGAAUGCUGCUUAAGCGGGUGCUGGAGGUGUAGACCCAAGAAGGCAAAGAUCUUUAAAAAGUUGGGAUUGCCAUAUGUAGCUAGUCCCAAAGGGACAUCUUCCCCCUGUUCGUUGUGACAGGCCUAGUAAAUCACUUUGCAGGAAGAGGUACAUGUAGAAAAGAAAAGAAAAGUCCCAGCUUUGCCUUUUUAUAGAUAAGUCUGGAUGAGCUACUUGGAAGUUGAGCUUAGCAGCUCUUCUGAAGCUCUCUUUGCCCCAUCCUUGUAGUAUACUCCCCACCCCCAUUUGUAAGCUUUCCACUUGACAUAGGGGCACUUUCAAACAAGUGAUUCUACCCUAUUCAGGCACUGUCUAGGCACAGUGAAUGGGGCUGCCUAUUUGAACCGAUUCCCAGUAUUCCCUCUUCCGCUGUCGAGGAAAGGUUUCUUAGUAGCAAAUACAGUAGCACUUGAUGCGGUCUAUGCGGGAGGCCUACAGAGCAGCUAUAUCUACCUGUGUUAGCUGCGUUGUUCCUCCACAUUCCCAUGGCACUGGCAGUCUACGGAAACAUUGGCCCUAGUCGAGCGAUAUCAUCAGGGCAGGCUUCAAAGAGAUGAGGAACAAAGCGUGAUCCAGCGUGGAGCUGCAGUUUAGCACGGACAGAAAAAGCAUUGAGUGGGUGGCCCCCACUUGUGUUUUUAUAGUUGGAUGUGUGUGUAGUUGGACGUGUGCAUGUACACACACCUUGUUAGAAUAUUGAAUUUAUGCGUCAUCCCAUUUUCAGCCAAAUUCAGAGCACCUCCCAAAACGAGGAGGAGGGUCGAAGGCAAGAGGAAUAGUUCAGACAACAAAAGCUCUGCUUGUAAUGGAAGUCCUUGUCAUCUGCAACAAAAUACCCCUAAUUAGAAAUCUGCGUCAGCAGAUUUUGGGGGGUUGCGCCCAUGGGAAAAGGGAGAGAUAGUACAAAGGAAGAAGGAAGUAUGGCUUUGUAAUUGCACGGCAACAAUUCAGUGGCUGCAUUCAGACAACACAGUAGUCAAUGGUGGGUUAAUAGUCAACUCCAUGGUUGAUUAUCAAGGGGAUACUCCCCACACGACAUAUUCUUAAAAAACUGUGGAGUGGUUGGGACUGGCGUUGAGUGGACUAAUAGUCAACCUGGCAUUUGGCUGACACAGCCCCUGCCCCUCUCCCCACCCUCCCUCAGUUCUCCCGGUGCUAUCCCAGCAGUCUCUGUGAGUUGUGCCAGCUGUAGCAGAGUGGCUGGCAUGGCUUUGGCCACUGUUGCCCAGGAACUCUGUAGCCAGCCGAGAUAGUCCAUUCAACCCUGCAAAAUAGUCUACUGAGCCCUACAAACAACAUGCUAACCAACGGUUGUGCAGAUAGUCAAUUCUGCAGAGUGUUGGUUAUCUCCGUUGGUUAUUUUGAAGAACGUGUGAAUCGUGGCGUGGUUUUUGCCGAACAGACAACACAAUAACCAACCGUUGACUAUUUAACCAACGGUUGACUACUUAAAUCACCGUUGGUUGUUGUGUUGUCCGAACUGAGCCAGUAUCUCUCUUCUGUGCUGCUGUCAGCGAAGAGCCAAGAUCCUCAAGUAAAGAGUUUAGAAUCAUUACUUCCUUGCAAGAAUCUUUAAAUCGGAAGUGAGCAACUUGUGGCCCUCCAGAUGUUUUGGCCUACAACUCCCAUCAUCUUUAAUCAUUGGCUCUGCUGGCUAGGGCUGUUGGGAGUUACCUAUCCCUGCUUUAAUUGAUCUGUGAUGACACACACAUAAAGGUAUUAUCCAUACCUUGUUUCAGCUACCUUGGCUCCCAACCUCUCUAGGUAGCAGGAAAAUAAUAAUUUCUGUUGGGUUGGCACAGCAACACCAAUUCCCAUCUGAUGGUACUGCAGCUAGUAGAAGAGCACACAGAGGCAACUCCUACAACUGGAGUCCUAUUUUCUGUUCUGUGCUAUUUGGGCCAACCCAAAGGCUUUAUCCCCUUUCCACAAUGCUGCUGGUUGGUGGCUGGCUUUGACCUUCAUGUUAGCAAGCUCCCAUUACUGUAUUGCAGAAGGCCAGAGGGAACAGGUACCAAUACUGUGAAUGAGCAGAAAGAGCUUGGUGCUGUUAGUCACCUGCACAUUAUCCAGGUUGCAGACAAGUACCUCUGGUGCAAUUAAAGGCAAGGGUUCCCUUAGUGCUGCCAUAGAUUUUUCUAAGGCAUCUUGUAUUGUGUGGAAAUGUUGCGUAUGCCUUCGUUUUAUGUUGGCUCACACUUGAGUUAGAAGGUAUCCUCAUUCUAAAAUACACUCCCCCCCACCCCCCGCUGUCCCUGGAAUUUUGUACAACUGUCACUGCAGCUCUAUCAUUGAAAUGUGAAUUUUUUACUGUUGGAAAGGAGCCUUUUAUUCAUUAGUUACAUUCACAUUUUGAGUGGGGGAAUAUUAUUCAGCAUCACAGCACCUCUGCAAAAGAAGUCGUCAUUGUUCUCACUUUACAAAUAUAUAACUGAAGCUAAGGGAAAGUAAGAGUGACUUUCCCUAGUUAAGCUAGGAUUUUAAUCUGGCUCUUUGGCCUACAAUCUACAUGCUGGCUCUCCAUCAUUCUAUUUUCAACUGGCCUGGGACUCUUGCACCAAAGGCUGGUUUAUACAGUCACUAAAAUAAACACAUGAACUAAAUUUCAAGCACACUAGCAAAACAUUUCUGAAGAUCUUGAAAUGCCCACUCAGUUUGGGUUUCCCAGUCCAUCGCUAACAAAGAGCCAGGACAUCCCAGAUUCAGCCUACAGGAAGUGGGAGACACAAGAACUUUCAAGGGCCUCAUCAGGAUUCUCCUCAAAAUCUGUUUCUCUUUGCUCCUCUCCUUUUUGCCCAUUAUCUCUUCAUUCCACUCAAUCUUUACUCAGACUAACGUUGCAAUUUUAUAUAUGACUAUUCAGAAGUAAGUCCUGUUGAGCUCAGUGGGAUUUACUACCAAGCAAGCAUGUAUAGGGUUGCAGCCCAACGCCCUCAGUUGAGUUCUUGAUGGAUGUAAUGCCUUUAAUUAUUAUUUUAGGUUUACCAGUGUGAUGAAGCCACUGCCCUAAUUCAACUCAGGUGUCCAAAUCCACCAAAUUUUCAGCCUUCACCCAUCCACCCACCACCAAUAAACUAAGUUGCUAUCUCAGCCUAGGUAAUGUUGAGAGAGAGGCUGUGUUGCAGAACUUACCGAGCCUGACUUUGCCCCUUCCCUUACAGUGCAAAUAAGGGGAAGAGAGGGAUGUAAUGAAGUUUUUAAUUAAAAUUUAAAAUGUGCGUGUGUGUGUAUAUAUAUAUAUGUUGUUACAAUCUAAUUCUCAUGCCCCAGUGGGGCACUGUAUAGUUAACUGAAGGAGAUCAAACCAAUAUCAAACAUGGUUAUUACACAAGCAGUGGGAAACCAAAUUGGGGGGGGGGGAUCAAAUAUUUCUCACCAAGCAGAACAAUCUUUUGUGAAGCCUAUAUACAUCUCAGAUUGCUUUGUAAUUUUGUUUUUAGCCUUUUUAAUUUUUUUUAAUUAAAGAGGAGGAAGAGGAGAAGACAAGACAAUAAAAAUAA